AUGUAUACAUGUGUCGAAGAGAAAACGAAUAAAUUCAUGGUCCAAACUCCGAUAUGGAGCUUUUUUAAGAAGACGACGACAAAAACCGGAGACGUUCGAGCCGUUUGCGUCGUCUGCCAUAAAUCUCUCAGGUUUCACAAUACGUCGGUUAUGGUGAGACACCUCAGAUUCCUUCAUCCGAAAGCGUACGAGAAUUACAGGAACGAAUACAUACAGGGGAGAAUGGGAGUGGGUUAUCACAUAAGGGGAGGGAUAUUGGGUCUUCCUCUCACGUCACCGAGAAAAGCGAGAUUGAAAAAGGACAGAGGGGAAGAGAGGAAAAUGAGCGCGAAGGACGAAGUUAAAAAAUUGAUUGUUUUAAAGGCGAAAACGAAAAAGGAGGAAAGUUGCGUCAUCACCGAGAAAGAUUUAGAACAAUUGGGACAGGGAAACAUAAAGAUAUUGAAUAUAAGCAACAAGGGUACGAUACCCGACGUCAUGGGAGAGCAAAUAAUCGAGGAUUUGAAAAAGGGGAAAACGUGCGUGGCCGUGUCGAAAUUCGAGGACUCGCCGGAGCAAGAAAUGGAAAACAUUGACAUUGCGGAAGAGGAAUUUUCUCUCAAGGAGGGGAGACAGUAUAAAUUCGUGCAAGUUCCCGCGGAAUAUUUGGAAUAUUUGAAAAGCAGCGGGUCGGAAGUGGCGGAAGAAGGGGAGGAAUCGAUGAAAGAGGAGGGAACGGCGGAAGUCAUACAAAUAUUGGACGAGGGCGACACGUUGGUCGAAGCCGGAGAACAAUCGGAUUCCGAAUUGUUGCAAAUAUGGGAACAAUUAUCGCCGCAACACGGAGUUUUAGUUUGUUCCGUCGAUCAAAGCGGGAGAACGAGACAAGUGGAAGAAGCGACAGCCGAUGAGGGGUCGUCGGAAGAAGUCGGACAAGUCGAAUUUAUUAUAGCCAACUGA
This is a messenger RNA of Pediculus humanus corporis (human body louse), 939 nucleotides long. RefSeq lists its product as uncharacterized. Gene Ontology annotation, molecular function: DNA binding. Lineage: Eukaryota; Metazoa; Arthropoda; Insecta; Psocodea; Pediculidae. The record is from RefSeq and is a predicted model, not a curated record. The transcript has 2 exons. Bases 1 to 939 code for a protein of 312 amino acids.